This is a messenger RNA of Saprolegnia parasitica CBS 223.65, 966 nucleotides long. RefSeq lists its product as hypothetical. The coding region runs from base 1 to 966 and encodes 321 amino acids. NCBI's taxonomy places the organism in Eukaryota, Oomycota, Saprolegniomycetes, Saprolegniales, Saprolegniaceae. The record is from RefSeq and is a predicted model, not a curated record. The transcript has 3 exons.
AUGCACCGUCUCUUGCUGCUGCUCGCGGGCGCCUGCGUGGCCGAGAUGCGUCUCCGCCUCGACGCGCUGCCCGUGCCGCCGGCGGUCGCACGCAUGGUCGGCAAGGUCGGCAACGCAGCCAUGUACUGCACCGGCAUCACCGUCGGCCCCCGCAUGGUGCUCACGCCCGCGGCCUGUGUCCAUGCCGGCUUUAUGACGUACGAGAUCAACCACGUCAUCGCGAACGUGGUUGGCGUCCAUCGCCAGAGCGAGUUUUGGCCCGACGCAACCGACGGCGGCGACUAUGCGCUCCUGGAUCUGGACACGCCGGUCGGCGACCUCUUUGGGACGCUGCCGCUCGUGGGCGCGCCGCCCUGCGCCAUCACGCUCGUCGCCGUGUACACGUCGGUCUCGGUCUCGACGGUGCAGUUUGCGCCAGGCUACGACCCGGGCGUCCAGGUGCAGUGCACGAUGAAGGUGCUCUCGACGUCGCGCUGCGCCCACGACUGCGACACGUCGACCGUCGGGUCGCCCGGCGCACCCCUGCUCUAUACACUGCGCAACGCCACAACCUCGACGACGUGCGUCCUAGGCAUGCACCUCGUCGGCGACAGCGGUAGUAGCAACCGGAUCGGAAGUAUCGUCGCGGCGGCCAACGCCCACCUCUCGUGGCUGCAGAGCAUCAAGACGACGACACCGACAACGACGACACCGACAACGACGACACCGACGACGACACCGACGACGACACCGACGACGACACCGACGACGACACCGACAACAGCCACGACCGUAGCCCCCGACAAGAAUGAGGCGACGGCGGUGCCCAUGUCGAACGCCUCGAGCGACGGAUCGAGCAGCGCCACCACGAUCGUGUACGUGUGCAUCGCGGUCGUGCUUCUUGCCUGGGCCAUCGUGCUCGGGUGCAUGCUGCGGCGACGCUUGAGCCAGCAGCGGGACUUGAUGACGCCGGCGACGGCCCCGUGA